GUGUUUGUUUGUUGCUCUCUCUCACUCUCCCAGUUGACAAACCACUCCCUCCUCGUCUUCUCCUCUAUAUCUCUUCCCUUUUUCUUCCCCUUUUUGUGACAAGAAGAAUAUUUCUUAAAUGGGUUUUGUAUGAUAGUGGAUGUUUCAAGAUCUAAAGAAAAAUGCAAGAGUUUCAGGGGAAUUUCUUCCGCUCACUGCGGCUCCAAUGCAAUUGAGUUGAUGUGGUUCAGCUCUGGUUUUAGCUGUCUCAAGUGGGUUUAGGUUUCAUGGCCACUCUACACCCAUUUUCCUGAUCAGAUGAAAGGAGCUGGUGGAGAUGUUUCCAGGAGAACAGAAAGGGCUAAAGAUGGUACAAUUUUACUACUACGGUCACUCUCAUAUACCCUGUGCCAGACAACUUCCCAUGAAGCUCUUUUCCACUUCUUUGGUUCUGCUUUUCCUUUCUGUGGUAGCCACUCUUCUUCCUCUGGCAAUUGCUGAUCUGGAUGCUGACAAGCAAGCCCUUCUUGACUUUGCUGAUGCUGUUCCCCAUCGCAGAAAACUCAACUGGAAUUCUUCUACCCCAGUAUGUACCUCAUGGGUGGGCAUCAAUUGCACUGGUGAUGGCAGCCGUGUGCGUGCCCUCCGGCUCCCUGGCAUCGGACUUACUGGCUCCAUCCCAGCUACCACUCUCGGGAAGCUAGAUGCCCUCGAGAUUCUCAGCCUUCGAUCCAAUCUCCUCACUGGGAAGCUUCCCUCUGACAUCCCCUCCCUUCCUUCCCUCCAGUAUCUCUUCCUUCAACAUAAUAACUUCUCAGGUGAUAUUCCUGCCUCAUUUUCUCCCCAACUCACUGUACUGGAUCUCUCAUUUAAUUCCUUCACUGGCAACAUUCCACUAACAAUUUGGAAUUUGACGCAACUCACUGGAUUGAACCUCCAGAACAACAGCCUUUCUGGAGCCAUACCUGAUGUCAACCCCUCAAAACUCAAGCAUUUGAACUUAAGCUACAAUAAUCUUAAUGGUUCUAUUCCAUCUUCCCUUCAAAGAUUCCCCAAUUCUUCAUUUGUAGGAAACUCUCUAUUAUGUGGACCUCCUCUGAAUAAUUGCUCCCUCAUCCCCCUUUCACCUUCUCCUGCUCCUAGCUUCCCAUCCCCACCAAUGGCCUCUGAAAAACAAGGCUCCAAAAAGAAACUCAGUAUGGGGAUUAUCAUUGCCAUUGCUGUUGGAGGGGCUGUGGUGCUGUUUCUUGUAGUUCUGAUGAUCUUCCUGUGCUGUUUGAGGAAAAAAGAUAGUGAGGGCAGUGGUGUGGCGAAAGGGAAGGCUUCUGGUGGUGGCAGGAGUGAGAAACCCAAGGAGGAGUUUGGGAGUGGAGUGCAAGAGCCGGACAAAAACAAGCUGGUCUUCUUUGAAGGCUGUUCUUAUAAUUUUGAUCUUGAGGAUUUAUUAAGGGCUUCAGCUGAAGUGCUGGGGAAAGGAAGUUAUGGGACAGCAUAUAAGGCUGUCUUGGAGGAAUCAACUACAGUAGUAGUGAAAAGAUUGAAGGAAGUUGUGGUGGGAAAGAGGGAUUUUGAACAGCAGAUGGAUAUUGUGGGAAGGGUAGGGCAGCACCCAAAUGUUGUGCCACUCCGUGCUUAUUAUUACUCCAAGGAUGAGAAGCUCCUGGUUUAUGACUAUGUCUCAGGUGGCAGCUUAUCGGCACUGUUGCAUGGAAACAGGCCUACUGGACGAUCUCCACUGGACUGGAAUGCAAGAGUGAAGAUCUCUCUUGGAAUUGCAAGGGGAAUCACCCACAUUCACUCUGUAGGUGGUGGAAAGUUCACUCAUGGAAAUAUCAAGUCCUCAAACGUUCUUCUGAACCAAGACUUUGAGGGGUGCAUCUCUGAUUUUGGCCUAACUCCUCUCAUGAACUUCCCCGCCACCCCUUCUCGAAAUGCAGGCUACCGUGCUCCUGAGGUGAUUGAAAGCCGAAAGCACACUCAUAAAUCUGAUGUUUACAGCUUUGGUGUCCUCCUACUUGAGAUGCUGACUGGCAAAGCUCCACUCCAAUCUCCAGGGCGAGAUGACAUGGUUGAUCUCCCAAGGUGGGUCCAGUCUGUUGUCCGGGAGGAAUGGACAGCUGAGGUUUUUGACAUUGAGCUAAUGAGGUAUCAAAACAUAGAAGAAGAGAUGGUGCAGAUGCUGCAACUUGCCAUGGCCUGUGUGGCAAAGGUGCCUGAUAUGCGACCUAGCAUGGAUGAAGUUGUUAGAAUGAUUGAAGAGAUCCGGCAAUCUGACUCAGAGAACCGGCCAUCUUCUGAAGAGAACAAGUCCAAGGACUCAAAUGUGCAAACCCCAUGAUUGCCCAAAACUCGUUGCUGUUCGAUUUCCAAGUUUCCAGUUAUCAAGAAAAAUUCAUCCAAUUCAGGAGGCAAGAUUGAACAUUUCUGUAUACAUGCCUAAUAAGGUUUUUCCCAAGUGCUGAAAAAACCUUAUCUGCAUGUAUGGCUUCUAAGAGUGUGAAUCUGUCCUAGUUGUGCAUUUUCUUAGGAUUAAUUCUAGAAUUUUUUUUCCUGUUAUUUGGUGGGUUUUUCUUUUCCUUGAUUUGUUGUAAUAAUUAUUCUCAAAACCAUUAUGAAUUUAUUGAUGUUUUCCCAUCAAGAACUUCUGUUGGAAAGAGGAAGAGGAUUGUUUUCUCAUCUGUAAGGUAUGACUGACAGAAUUUUCAACUGCAUUAUUAGAAACUUGCCUUCCAUA
Vitis riparia (riverbank grape) is the source of this 2713-nucleotide messenger RNA. RefSeq names its product probable inactive receptor kinase At5g58300. Gene Ontology annotation, molecular function: protein kinase activity; ATP binding; protein binding. The record is from RefSeq and is a predicted model, not a curated record. The coding region runs from base 317 to 2317 and encodes 666 amino acids. The transcript has 3 exons. Gene Ontology annotation, biological process: protein phosphorylation. Lineage: Eukaryota; Viridiplantae; Streptophyta; Magnoliopsida; Vitales; Vitaceae.